ACUCGUGUUCUGGCGACGUGAUGCGCAUGCAGAAAAACUCGCUUCACGCGGGCCGCGAUGCGACCGAUCUGCCGCCGCGGGGCUCAAUCUCCAUCUGAUCCGGAUCUGGAGCGCCUAACCCCGCUGCUUUAUAAUCAACAGUGACUUUUCCUGCUUAACAUGGCUGUGCGCAGCAACUCUCUGAUGCCGUUCUCCAUUCAAGCCAUUCUGAACCGAAAAGAGGAGUCUCGACAUUUGAACGAUCUGGAUGUUUGUUUCUCAAAAAGCGCUUGUUGGAAAAUCUUCGAUGAAAUGGAUGCACCGGACAGAAGCGACGAGAGAGAGCACAAGAACUACGACUCGGACUCCGGGCUGAGCGAGGACAACGACAGUAAAGCGCAAACCGACGCAAAGCCCGAAAGAGACGCAGAUUUAGCGGACGACACGGAUCCGGAGUGCAGGGCGGCGGAGCGCUGCGUGUCCGACUGUAAGGCCGGCGAGGAGAGCAGAGAUCAGCCCAAGCAGCGGAAGAAGCGCUCUCGCGCCGCGUUCUCUCACGCGCAGGUGUUCGAGCUCGAGCGGCGCUUCAAUCAUCAGCGCUAUCUGUCGGGCCCGGAGCGCGCGGACCUCGCCGCCUCUCUCAAGCUCACCGAGACGCAGGUCAAGAUCUGGUUCCAGAACCGACGGUACAAAACCAAGCGACGCCAGAUGGCCGCCGAUCUGCUGGCCUCGGCCCCGGCGGCGAAGAAAGUGGCGGUGAAGGUGCUGGUGCGCGACGACCGGCGGCAGUACAGCCCCGGAGACCUGCUCCGUCCGCCGCUGCUCUCACUGCAGCCGCCCUGUUAUUACCCGUACACCUACUGCCUGCCCGCCUGGAGCCUGUCCUCCUCCUGCGCCGGGAGCCUGUGACCCCGGGACUCACGCGUAUUUAUUCUACUAAAGACAGUCGUUUACUGAACACACCGACCGAGGAGCUAAAACCGGGAGAUUUAUUCGCAGGACCGGCUCCGCGUUUGGGCCAAACCCGCCGGUUUUCUUCCCAGGACUUAUAUCUGUUUUACUCCCUAUAAAUCACCAUUAGGAUCUGAUUUCAGAAUGCAUGGAAAAUGUGUCGGUUUUUAGCAAAACACUCUCUCUUCUGCACUUGAUGUCGUUACCGGUAAGACUGGCACUUUCCCCCGCAGUACAACAUAUUAAAACCAGAGGAAAAUACUGGUUUGUUGGACUCAGUAAGUGAGCCGUGAAGUCUCCACGUUUACUCCACAUGUAUGUUUUCAUAUUAGUGUAACGUGUUUUGUUUAAUGAAAAAGAAAUCAAACAUUAAAACACAU
Sinocyclocheilus anshuiensis is the source of this 1310-nucleotide messenger RNA. It is a transcript of the gene nkx3-2, whose product is annotated as NK3 homeobox 2. NCBI's taxonomy places the organism in Eukaryota, Metazoa, Chordata, Actinopteri, Cypriniformes, Cyprinidae. Gene Ontology annotation, biological process: cell differentiation; regulation of transcription by RNA polymerase II. Gene Ontology annotation, cellular component: nucleus. The record is from RefSeq and is a predicted model, not a curated record. The transcript has 2 exons. Bases 160 to 888 code for a protein of 242 amino acids. Gene Ontology annotation, molecular function: RNA polymerase II cis-regulatory region sequence-specific DNA binding; DNA-binding transcription factor activity, RNA polymerase II-specific.